UAGAAAAUUUAUAUUCAGUAAGACAAUACGCAACCAUCUUGUCAAGCAAGAUUUUGCAUGUGGCCAAGCAAGUUUUACUUGUUCCGAUUUUUGUACUUCCAAUCCAGAAGUAAAUCAUAUUGCGUGAACAUCACUGAUUUUUGCCGGGUGGGAGAUUCUCAGCAUUCUCAAGUCAAGAAAAGUGAAAGAAAACGAACAAGGCCCCACAAUGGCUCAGCAUCAGGAUUAUAGCGAAGACGACGAUCUUUCAAAAGAGGUUGCGAGGGACACUGAUGUUGUUGUGUCAAUUGUCAACAAAAAACUCUCAACAAUUGAAGAGAACCGAAUUCUUAAAACAGAGCCCCGGUACAGUAUGUGCGAUUCUGAAGGCGAUAGAGAGAGCAUCGAGAUGUCUGAUGAGCGAGCAAGUCUAAUUCGAUCCGGACUGCUGUCGCAUUCGUACACGGAGAGUGAGCAUAAGUAUGGGGAUACUGAGCAGAGGACGUAUGAGCCAUCUGAGACUGUGCAUGGACCGCUUCAUACUAUCCAUCAAUCGGCCAUAAUGACAGACCUGCAAGCGUCCAUGUUUUUGCCGUCGCUUCUCAUAUCUUCAUAUUCCAGUGUUAAAAGGAACUAUGAUCAAAUUGUGCAACAAAGUGUCGCUCAAAGCUUGAUCCGCAGAUCGGUCAUGGGCUCUAAAUCUGUGAUGAUGUCAUUCGUUGAGAAAAUUUCUGAUGAUCGAGGAUCUACUUUUGGUCUAACUGUGGCUAAUCUUUUGCCUUGUCUUCUUGGAAGCUCUUUGUUCGCCCUUCCCUUUGCCAUUAGAAGUGGUGGCUAUGCAUUGUUAAUCGUUUUUAUUCUCAUGUCCUUGCUAGCCAAUUUCACUUCCCAUGUGCUCAUAGAUUGCAUGUACGAGAUUUCGCCUAGAAGCCGAAGGCGCAAGCGAACCAGUGGAGAUUAUGUUGAGAUUGCAAAAGCCGCAUUUGGAGAUAAAAUGGCUCGGUUAAUGAACGUUAUUCUCAUCUUUCAUCUGUUUUCUUCAACUGUUGUAAUUUUGAUUCUAAUUGGAAAGGCCUUUUUUGCUGUUCUUUCCAUGUAUGUUUCGCUUUCAAUGCUAGAGAUGACAGCCAUUUUCUCUACUCUCGUCAUCCCAACACUUUUUGUGAGAAAGCUGUCACAUCUUGCAUAUCUCAGUUUGCUAGCAACUUUUGCAAUUCUGCUUGGAGGCUUGGCUAGUCUAGCGCUGUUCAUUCGCAAUUACAAAGCAUGGGAGGUCAACUCUACAACAGUUUCGUUUUUCGAAUGGAACUCUUUCGCUCUGGGUAUCAGUAUAUGGCUAUAUACUAUGAUUAUUCAUUCAAUAGCUCCACAAGUGGAAGGAUGUAUGAGGCAGCCAGCCAAAAUCACAACAGCCAUUCAUGUUUCAUUUAUACUUGCUACUUUGAUCAAAUUGGUUUAUGGAAUAUGCGGUGCUAUGGCGUUUGGAAUGUCAACUAGUUUGCUGGUUACAGACAAUGUCGUUCUACUUUCCAAGCCAGUGGGACUUCUGGUGAAUGCUGCAGUUGGUGUUUACGGGAUUACCAGCUUCCCUUUGAGUUUCUUUGUUGUAGGAGACACAUUUGAUGUGAUCUGUCUUGGUAAGGACCCAAAGAAGCACAUCACUUUAAAGAAAGGUGGCCGAUAUAACUUCCUCUGGCUACUGGCAACUCGUAUUGGUCUGGUUGGUGUAGCUCUUGCAAUUGCCGUUGGCAUUCCUUACUUUGGUCCAGUUGUUGGAAUUUUGGGAGCCAUUUUGGGCACACUGCUUGUCUUUUUUCUCCCUUGCUUAUUUCAUUUAAAAAUGAAGUGGAAGAAGAUGUCAUUUAAAUUGAAAAGUUUUGAAAUAUUUGUAAUGAUUGUAGGUGUAACAGCAGGGUGUAUAGGUCUUUAUGCUUCCCUUAGAAGUCUUGUUAAUGAGAUAACAGGCUAGUAAAUGUAGCGGUGACUUUAGGAUGUUGACUUUAAUGGCGAUUUUACGAGUGUACUUAUAGGAAAUAAUUAAAUAUUUGUGGCAAUUUAAGAUAAGAAGGUUACCUAGGCGUAAAAAUUGUAGUUCUUUCAAAUUUCUUUAACUUGUCUAUGGCAAAAUGUGUUUUUGACUUAACUACGCCUAUCUUGUUCUGGACACAUUUUUGAACAGAACAAUGUUAUGUCAAUGAUGUUGUGAAUGUUGUGAAAUUUUGUUGCUGUGAAUUUUGCAUGGAAAUUGUGUCAUUUUUACUUCAUGUAGAGCAAAUAGAUUCUGUGUUGAUGUGCCAUCAUUUGGACCGCUCGAUAUAUCACAAAAUAAUUGAUAAAAUAUAGAUAGAAGAAAAUAGUUUAGAUGUAAAUAUCAAUAAAUAACAGUUAUUAUUUAAUAAUAGAUUAAGGUAACAGGGUUAGCUGUUUGGAGCGCCUAAAAUUUAGGCCAAGGAUAAAAACUGUUCUGAAUACGGCUUGGUAAGUUUUGCACUUUUCAUUGAAGCAUUUCACUUUCACAUACAGUUUCACAUACAGUUUCACAUACAGUUUCACAUACAGUUUCACAUACAGUUUCACAUACAGUUUCACAUACAGUUUCACAUACAGUUUCACACCAUUACAUACAAUACAAUACAAUACAAUACAAUACAAUACAAUACAAUACAAUACAAUACAAUACAAUACAAUACAAUACAAUACAAUACAAUAAAAUCCUAUGCUAUACUAUACUACACUAUACUAUACUAUGCUAUGCUAUGCUAUGCUAUGCUAUGCUAUGCUAUACUAUACUAUUCUAUACUAUCCUAUGCUAUACUAUGCUAUGCUUUGCUAUACUAUACUAUUCUAUACUAUGCUAUGCUAUGCUAUGCUUUGCUAUGCUUUGCUAUGCUUUGCUAUGCUUUGCUAUGCUUUGCUAUGCUAUGCUAUGCUAUGCUAUGCUAUGCUAUGCUAUGCUAUGCUUUGCUAUGUUAAUACUAAUACUAAUACUAAUACUAAUACUAAUACUAAUACUAAUACUAAUACUAAUACUAAUACUAAUACUAUACAAUACUUUGCAAUAAUGUAGCAUACACUCGUUUUUAUUAGAAAUUUUCAUUCGCUAUAAGAAACGAGUACUGGGCAAAAAAGAUAAGAAACAAUUUAAUUUUGAAAAGGAGAUGACAAAGAAAUUUCUUAAAAAUUCAUCAACCUGACUUGCUGGUUGGCAUAACAAUUUAGACAAAUGUAAGUACAGCAUUUAAACAGAAGCGGAAUCUAGGAAAUCAAAUGUUGAAGUAGAUGACGUCAUUGUUAACUAACUCCUAUGAAACAAAGAUUAUUGGAAUUUCUUAAACUGUUAAAAAACGGGAGUACUAAAUGUCGACUUCGUUUCUUAUAAAAAAUGAAUGUUAAGCAGUAGCACCACAUUCAAAACCAUUGCGUACAGUACAAGCACAGCAUCUAACCAUGCAUAAAAUAGCAUACAAACGCAAUGUCAUGACAUUCACUAAGCUAUAAAACCAUAAUAGAAUAUAGUACUAGCAGGAAUCUAACGACAAAAUACCAUAGCAGACAAUGCCAAACUAUAGCCAACAGAAUACCACUACAGUCACUUCCAUACAAUACUUGAACAUACAGUACAAGCAAAACAUCUAACCACACAACACCAUAGCACACAAUACCACACUACAGCCAACGCAUUAACAUUUCAUUCAUCACCAUCCAAUGCUAAAGCAAUAAAGUACCAGCUCGAGAUUUUACGAAAUCAUAUGUCAAAAACUCAGAACCUUUCUUUUCACGGGGACCAUCGAAGUUUAUUCUUGAAAUGAACUAAUAUUUUGGUCACUCGCAAAAAAUAUGUGAAAAAAUUCAAACUAUCGCAGAAAAAUAGUUGCUCCUCUGAAAGAAAUUCCCACGCAUGCAACACUUUAUAUAAUUGUUAUUCAUCAUAUGUAAUUAUUAAUUGGUUAAUGUGAUUCGUAGUCAUUUUAUGCAAUUAGUGUUUUAGACGUAUGUUAUAAAGUAUAAACCUGAACAUAAUCUGGACCAAAUCUGAACCCAAUCUGAAAUGAAUGUGAACUGAAUCUAAACUUAACUGGUAGAAAUAUAGACAAACUUAGACGGUACGUGAAUAUUUUUCUUGACCCUCCGGCAAAUGCCCGGCCUUCCCUUCCUCUAAAUGGGUCUGGUGAUGGUUAUUGAUUGUAUGUAUGUAGGCGUCGCGGUUAUCUUGAGUGUUGUAAACAUUAUUAGUUAUGGUUGAAAGAACAGAUAUUUCUAGCAAGUUAGCAAUGGUUGAAGCCCUUCUCUUUAGGGAAGAUAUUUAGAGAUUUAUCAGAAACAAGAUCGUUAUCAGUUUUCUAGUUAUCCUUAUCAGUCUUCUUGUCAUCAUUUGGAAAACGAUGAUUCAUUUGCCUCUUCAUCAUUUUUGCGCGAUCUUCUUUAAUCGUUUUCUUAUCUCCUCUUUUCCUACCAUUUCUCCAGUUUUGAAUUAAAAAAAGUAUUUUAUACUGUUCCUUGUAAUUUACUACAAAACGCUCAGAAUUUAUAAGACGAUAUUGAAUGAUAAUUUGAUAUUAUGUUAGAAACUGUCAUUUCAGAAGAAAAUGGAAAACUCAUAACGGGCGAAAAACAAUUUUUAUUAUCUGGAAGAUGCAGAUCAGAAUGAUGAAUUUCGUAACAAGCUAUGUUUUUAAGCAGCUGAAUAGCAUCUUAAACCAGUACGUUGAUUUUUAUGAUUGCCUCUACUUGUCCAGACAAUGAUUAAUAAUCAUUUUUCCUAAGUUCAUCUUUCAGUGAUCAUGAGAUAGUCGCAAUUAUUAGAAAGGUCUCCCAAAGAAUAAAACCAUGAAUAAUUGUGUCAAGACCUCUUAUCAAGUCCUAUCGUCAGACUGUACACAAAAGUUUUGAGUCAAUCUCUUUGGGAAUGAUGUUCUGAAACAAGCUAACAUAAAGGAAUGUUGGAUUAUCUAAGGAUUAUCUAAAGAUUGUUCUUGUUUUAAGUUGGCAACAAAAUGGGACAAGACCUUCCUUGGCUGAACAGCAAAAUAAAAAAGCAAUUUUAAAUAAAGGGGUCAAUUUUUAAUAAUUUAAGGCGGAGCUAAACAAGCCGGAAAAGUACAUCAAUGGUCAAGGUACCGAUUGUAACAAACAGUAUCACAAUUUUGAUAAGAUAAAACUUCCUUUAAGACAGACCAAAGUAAGGGGUUGGAAAUUAGGGAAAAUUAAUUUAGGGACACAACUUUUUCAUUUCUUCAUAAAAAGAAUUGAACACAAUGUUGUGAAGCAAGCAAUAUGUUGCAGUUAUAGUUUUGCAGAUAUCUGAUUUUGUUAAUAUAUAUGUCAAGAACCACAAGGGAUUGUUGUUGAAAUCAAAUUUAGUGAACUCUGUUUUUUAACUUGCCUAGUCAUAAGUUUAAGAAAAAUAGUGGUUCUAACAUGAAUUGGUAUCAAAAAUUCCUGCUCAAGCUAGAAUAUUCUCAGUGAAAAGAGUUUCACAAUUUUGGCAAAGUCACAGAAUAGGGUUUAUUUUACGCAUCCCAGAAUCAGAGAUAGGGCUCCAGUUUCUACUUUCAAGAACACAUGAUAUACAUUGGACCAACUGACUGUGCCCGCCGGGGACUUGACCGGACCUUUCACUAAUGCGUUUGUUGCUGAAGACAGGGGCGGAUCCAGCGUCUGCGUUUGGGGAGGGCCAUUUAUGAAAGAAGAGGAGGCCUGCGAAAAUUUCACAGACACGCCCUUCAAAGUCUCACCGAACGCGGGAAACGCCCCUUUCUAUCAAAAAAUUUCAUAAGAAGGUACACUCUCAGAACACUGAAAAUUAAGAAACUUCAUUGCUGCGAGAAACUUCCAAGCGAAGUAAAGGCUAAAAUACAUGAUGAAAAAUUGAUGAACUUUGGCUAAUCGUGUAAACACGCGCUUCUUUAGUUAAACUGAUGAAAAACGGAUAUAGAAAUAACUUUGGGGAAAACUGACAUAAAAAACUGAUCGUGUAUUUCAGCCUUUACAAAUAUUCAUAUUGAAUAUUUGGUCAGCAGCUUUCGCGCUUGACUUGGGAGGGGAACUAUGACGCAUCAGAGUUCGUGAAUGACAUUAUAAUUCCUGUGUUCAAGAAGCCGGCAUAAGACACGUACCCUUAAGAUGAAAAAAAGAUUUAGAAAAUGAGCAAAAGUCCCCACGUAUUUGGUGCGUAUAAUUUGAAUGGUAAAUUUUCAAAAUGGGUAGUCACCAAAAAUUCAUCGCAGCAUAACAGGCAAAGCUGAGUAGUUAUAGGUACUGUUUUGCUUUUGUUGGAAAUAGUGACGCUUUUUGGGUAUCACAAUCGCAAUAACACGAUGAACAAUGUUUGAACUGUAACCCAUUUUAGCCAUAACUUUCUCAACCAUUAACGUUUGCAGACGUCAUUCAUUCAUGAUCGCAGUCAUGAUUUGUGUUAAACCAUAGUCCAUAUGAGCCGCGAGAUCCGGUCACAUCUAAUUUUGCAUUGAACUAUUGUUUUAGGCUUAUCAUAAUUCUUGUGUUACACAUCCACUUGCAACUUAUUGCCUCACUGAAAGCGAGAGAAUAAAGCCGACUGGAGGUUUGAUUAAAAUGUCUGGUCCGCCAAAGAAAUCAAGAACUCUUGAAUCAUUCUUCUCAAAAAGUAGCCGCACCAGUUCAGUUGGAGAUAACCCUGAAAUCUCUAAAACAUGUGAAACUACCACUUGCCAAGAAUUUGAAUCAAAAUCUACUGGUGAAGAAUUCGACACACAAAGCCAAGUUGCGGUAGUCCAGGAUUGUCCUGAAGAGGAAACACACCCAGACCUCUGUUGUAUGGCGACACAAGUAAAUGUUGCAAUAUCUGAUAGAUAUGACAUUGGUAGAGCUAUAAUGAAAACAAAACGAGGAGAACAGCUGACAGAUAACGAAAGGGAAGCAUAUUUAUCGAAGAGGUGGGUGCCGCAGAGAAGGGAUGAAUAUCCAUUUUCUGAAAAGAAAAAACCAAAGAAUCAGCUCAUGGUUGGUAUGUCCUCGACAACGAAGCGUUUUCUGGGUGAAAAUCACUUGAAAACCUUCCCCUGGCUAGCUGUCAGCAGAGAGCCAAAAUGUUGCGGUGCUUGGUGUGUUUAUUGCGUUUUAUUCAAGACGUGCGAGAGUGGAGGUGGAAGAGGUGCACAAUACGGAGGUGGAGCAGGCCAGUCAAUGGGCAAACUUGUUAACAAGCCUCUUGUAAACUUUUCAGACUUGACAGGGAAAAAUGGAGCCCUCACAAGUCACCAAGAAACAUCUUUUCAUAAGACAUGUGCCAUAAAGUACACGGAGUUCUUGAGCCGUGCAACACCUGGGAGUGAGAAGGACGUUCGAUCAAUAAUGAACAUUGAAAGGCAGAAAGAGAUUGAAAGGAACAGGACUGCGCUGGUUCCCAUCAUCGACACCCUUCUAACAUGCGCCAGGCAAAAUAUUGCGCUUAGAGGCCAUCGUGAUGAUGGACCAGUAGAUUCAACUGGGAUGGAACCCAAGCACAAUGAUGGAAACUUCAGGGCAUUGCUGCGAUUGAGAGUACGGGGAGGAGAUACAAACUUGAAAGAUCACUUGAAAUCUUGCAAACGCAAUGCUUCUUUGGUAAGCAAAACGAUACAAAACGAGCUAAUUGCCUGUGCAGGAAAUAUUGUCAAAGAGGACAUAGUAAGAGAUGUAAAAAAUGCAAAAUUCUGGACAAUAAUGGCCGACGAAACCCAAGAUUGUGCGAAACGAGAACAGUUGGUCAUUGCAAUUCGUUACGUUGACACAAAAAAUGUGCCAAAAAUUAUCAAAGAAGAACCGGUCGCAAUUUUAGACCUGAUUGCAGACAUAAAAGCAGUGACCAAUCAGAUGAAACAGAGCACAAUGAAAUUAAGCUAUGUGGCAAGGCAAUAGGGGAGACUCUACUCCGCCAUAUAAGUGAGCUUGGGUUGGAUUUGCAGUACCUCGUUGGUCAAGGAUAUGAUGGUGCUGCAUCGAUGUCCAGUGAGCGAGUUGGUGUUUGUUCCUUUAUCAAAUCUGCUGCGCCACUCGCUGACUACUUCCACUGCUGCAUGCACGCGCUAAAUCUAAGUUGUUCUCGAGCCGCAAAGAUACCAGCAAUCAGACAUUGCAUGGAUGACAUCAAAGAUAUCAACAAUUUCUUCAAGCAUGCGAAAAGAAACAGCUAUUUGCAAGCAGUCAUAGCACGAGAAUCAAUUGAAGAGUUUCAGCGACGGCAGUUGGUGACCCUCUGUGAAACAAGAUUUGUCGAAAGACAUGAAUCAGUUUUGGUUGCACGACAGCUUUUGCCUUACAUCGUUGUGUGCUUGGAGGAAAUGCUCGCUUGGGACUCAUUAGAUACAAGAAAAGAUGCCAGGAGAUUGUUAAAAAGUUUGCAAGACCCUCAGUUCCUUGUAGCGCUAGUAUUGGCCGAGAAAGUGUCUGCUGUACUUCGCCCAGUGUCCCGUUCUUUGCAACAAAUUGGUAGCGAUCUUGUGAAAGCAAUGUCGACGAUUUCUGCGACACAGUCAAAGCUUUACACGUGGCGUAAAGGUGAAGAAAAUGAGUUUGCUUCGAUGUUUGAAGAGGCAAUGCUUCUUGGCGAAAAUAUUGGAGUGACCAGAGAAGAGAUGCACGCAAUUCCUCGAGCAGUCAGUCAAUCCAGGUUCAGAUCAAAUGCAGGUGAAGCCAAUCAAAAAGCCAUUGAUUAUUAUCGUAUCAAUGUGUUUUUACCUCUUCUUGAUGAAGUGGCUGGAGAUAUGAAAGCAAGAUUUGGUCCCCAUCAGCAGAAGAUUGCGACGCUUACAAGAAUUCUGCCUUGUUUCGUCAAAGAAUCAACUUGGCAAGAUAUUUUGCCUGCAGCACUAAAAUACGGAGUCUUUUUAGACCCCUUGUCCAUUGUUGAAGGAGAGUAUGAAAUUUGGAAGCAGCAAUGGCUGUCACGUGGAACAAGUACAGUAGCAAAUACCGCUAUCGGCGCUUUAGGCGACUGCCAAGGUGAUGUAUUUCCUAAUUUGCAUACAUUACUCAACAUUCUCACUGUGCUACCGGUGACAACAGCAGAACCCGAACGACUAUUUUCUAAACUGAAUAGUACCCUUACAGCAAUUCGGUCAACAAUGUCUGAGGAGAGAUUAGAAUCCCUACUUCUUCUGCAAGUUCACCGUGACAGAACACCAACGAGCGAUAAACUCAUUGACUCAUUCGCAGCAUUAAAAUCAAGACGAAUCCCAUUAAAGCUGUAAGUAGUUAAAAGAUGGACAAAAUGACGUUGCUAUUAUAUCGCAAUACUCAACAUUGAAACACACCACUUCUCGCGCAAAAUGAGCUCGCAUGUAGCUUUUCGUUUCAAAGGCAAAAUCUCCGAUAACGUUUUUGCUACGAUAUAGCUACUUCCUUUUCAAAUUCUUUUCUGAAUAUAUUGACAUCAGUUGGGAUCACUGAUUUCCACAAAAUUACUCAAUCAAAGCUCUCAUGUUUCUAUGCUCGCAGUUAGUGUUCUCAUGUAAUGUAAUAAGUAAUUUUGGUUUGUUAGUUAUAUAAACAACUAGUUUCUUGUUAUGCAAAAACUUUUACCUUAUCAA
Messenger RNA from Rhopilema esculentum, 9527 nucleotides. RefSeq lists its product as uncharacterized. The record is from RefSeq and is a predicted model, not a curated record. Gene Ontology annotation, molecular function: L-amino acid transmembrane transporter activity. Gene Ontology annotation, cellular component: vacuolar membrane. Gene Ontology annotation, biological process: amino acid transmembrane transport. Lineage: Eukaryota; Metazoa; Cnidaria; Scyphozoa; Rhizostomeae; Rhizostomatidae.